AUGGACAUUGACGUCGGCGGAGAUUCGCCCUGGGGCGAUGUUCCUUCACAAUCCCCCCCAACUGCCAAAGCUCCAGAAGGCACAGACUCAUCCUCGAAGUCGAAGGCGCCUGAGCCUCUCGAACCAGCCUCAACCCAAGCCAUAAAAUCGCCCUUAGGACGCGGACGACAACCGCGUACACCCCGCCGGGCAGUCGCCCAACAAGUACACCUUGAAGCACUCGAUGAUUCUCUAGGACCUUUGGGACCACUAGGCGACAAUGCGCCAACGACGCAGCCGGAUGAGCCCCCGAUACCACCGCAGAAGGAGCAGGUGGUAACGCACAAUAUUAGGCAGCCUAUGGCGUCUUCGCAACCUUCGAUAGGUAGGAGCAUGUUGGACUCUGUAGAUUUGAACGAGGACCUCGAAUCGGCCUCUACUGGGUCGAGGGUUCCGCCUCCAGUUCAACCUUCACAGGGCACCCCCGUGAAAAGAGAGACCCAGCCUAGUGUUACUAUCGAGCAAGCUGCGAAGCCUACAUUUGAGAUUACGGUUGGGGAUCCACACAAGGUUGGAGACUUGACAAGCUCGCAUAUUGUAUAUCUUGUUCGAACGAAAACUACUUCAAAAGCCUAUCGGCAACCUGAGUUUGCGGUUACCCGGCGAUACCGGGAUUUCUUAUGGCUUUACAAUUCUUUGCAUGCGAGCAACCCCGGAAUCGUCGUUCCCCCGCCACCAGAGAAGCAGGCUGUUGGUCGAUUCGACACUAAUUUUGUUGAGUCAAGAAGGGCGGCUCUUGAGAGAAUGCUAAACAAGACUGCUACACACCCUACUCUUCAGCACGAUGGUGAUCUGAAGUUGUUUCUCGAGAGUGAGGCUUUUAAUGUGGAUGUGAAGCACAAGGAGCGGAAAGAGCCUGGCCUUAGCGAGAGCAAAGGCAUGUUCAGUGGACUGGGUAUAUCUGUUGGCGGCGGAGGGAAAUUCGUGGAGCAAGAUGAUUGGUUCCAUGACCGCCGGAUAUACCUUGAUGCUCUUGAGAACCAACUCAAAGCGCUAUUAAAGGCAAUGGAUACUGUCGUCACCCAACGAAAAGGAAUCGCCGAGGCAGCAGGUGACUUUUCUAACUCUCUCCAUGCACUCUCCAUGGUUGAGCUCUCCCCAUACUUAUCAGGUCCAUUGGAGGGACUUUCGGAUUUGCAACUCCGUAUAAGGGAGCUCUAUGAUCGCCAAGCACAGCAAGACGUUUUGACACUUGGUAUCACCAUUGAUGAAUACAUACGAUUAAUCGGAAGCAUCAAGCAAGCCUUUGGCUCUCGCCAGAAGGCAUAUCAUUCCUGGCAUUCCGCCGAAUCAGAGCUGCAAAAGCGCAAAGUUACGCAAGAGAAAUUGUUGCGUCAAGGGAAGACCCAACAAGAUCGACUAACCCAAAUGCAUGCAGAUGUAGCGGAUGCGGAGCGCAAAGUGCAUCAAGCAAGGCUACUGUUUGAGGAUAUGGGUCGUUUAAUGCGGAGUGAACUUGAACGAUUCGAACGCGAAAAGGUCGAAGAUUUUAAGAGCGCAGUGGAGACAUUCUUGGAAAGUGCUGUUGAGGCACAAAAGGAGCUUAUCGAACUAUGGGAAACUUACUUAAUGCAACUCGAUGCGGAGGAAGAUGCGAAUGCCUUUUAUAAACCCCCUGUGGAGCCGGCUGCACGUGCAUCGGCUGAGAGGCUCUCCGGGGAGACACGCGUAGAUUCGCAGCAACGGGGCGCUGUUGCGACGGGCGAGGAGUCGGAUUGA
This is a messenger RNA of Venustampulla echinocandica, 1758 nucleotides long. RefSeq names its product PX protein. The record is from RefSeq and is a predicted model, not a curated record. Gene Ontology annotation, biological process: protein retention in Golgi apparatus; retrograde transport, endosome to Golgi. The transcript has 6 exons. The coding region runs from base 1 to 1758 and encodes 585 amino acids. Gene Ontology annotation, molecular function: phosphatidylinositol binding. Lineage: Eukaryota; Fungi; Ascomycota; Leotiomycetes; Helotiales; Pleuroascaceae. Gene Ontology annotation, cellular component: endosome.